AUGGCAGAAGAGCAAGUCGGUCUAUGUCCCGAUGCAUCGAGCUCCUUCCAUCAGUAUGUCGCUUUGCUCACUUCGGAGUACGAGCAGAUCGUGCACGAGAAUGAAAUGCUGCGGCAUGGGCACGCUCUGCCGAUCCAGAAGGCUGCCUUCGAUCUCAAUGGCUCCAGGCGGCCUACGAAAUCCACGUCUUAUCCAUACAGCGCAGCUAGCCAGCAGACCAGCCAGGCGAGCCAGCCUGUUGCGGACAACUCCGACUCCGUCAGUUCCUUCAUGAACAUUUGCUGGAAGGUGGAUGCUGGCACCGUCCCCAGCACCCCGGUCACAACCAUCAUCAAGGCUCCAGAAGGAUAUGCCGGCUGCCAGACCCCGCAACCGACUGCCGCGGCUCGGCCACGAGAGGAUUGCAGCGGACUGCAGACUCCCUGCUCCAGCAGAUCACUGCCCAGCCGAGCCCACAGCGAGGCCAUGCAGCACCAGGUCUUCCGGAAUUCCUCUGACAUCAAGGCGAUGAUCUGUGAGCAGAUCCGACAAGACGAGUCGAAAAAGGAAGCAGCCGAGUACUACCACACGACCGGCUUCAUCCGGCAGAUUGCUAGGACAAUGCUCUUCGACCAGAUCACCAUGUGCAUGAUCGCACUUUAUGCCAUCUACCUGGCGAUUGACACCGACUACAACCCGGAUGAUGUCAAUACAGACCCCAGCUCAGUUUUCUUCUGGAUGGAUCAGUUCUUUUGCACAUUCUUCUUUGUCGAGCUGCUGCUCCGGUUUCUCUCGAUCAAAUCCAAAUUGAAAUGCUUCAAGGAUGUUUGGUUCGUCUUUGAUUUCUUCCUGGUGGCGACAAUGGUCCUACAGACGUGGCUGGUUCCCUUGAUCCAGCUCUUUGUUCAUCAGGUCUCUGCGAGCUUGGCUGCAGAUGCAAGCGUUUUGCGGAUCGCCCGGCUCCUGCGCCUCACCCGCCUGCUGCGCAUGGCCAGGUUGUUGCGCUACAUGCCGGAGCUUUUCAUUUUGGUGAAGGCCAUUGUGGCAGCAAUGCGCUCCGUGGUAUUUACGCUGGCUUUGCUCAUGCUGCUGCUUUAUGCCUUCUCCAUUGCCUACACCCAGUCGUUGAAGGGAACAGAGUGCGGCCGUAUCUAUUUCAACAACGUCCUCCUCUCGAUGCAAAGCUUCUUCAUCUUCGGUACCCUGUUGGACGAAGUAUGGGACCUCGUGUCAGCAAUGGUCACUGAAAAGUUAUGGCUUGCGCUGGCUGGCCUGUACUUCUUCAUCAUCUUCUCCUCGAUUACGAUCAUGAACAUGCUGAUUGGUGUCAUGUGCGAGGUAAUUACCGCAGUUGCUGCGGCGGAGAAGGAAUCGUUGCAGGUCAGCUGGGUGAAAGACACUCUCCGGCGAGUUGUGGGUGGAUCGGACGUUUUCGUCGACCAGGAGGAGUUUUACCAGAUCCUGCGGGACCAGGAAGUUGCGAUGGCGCUGAACGAAAUCGGGGUUGACAUAGUGAGCUUGAUUGACUUUGCAGACUUAAUCUUCGAAGAGCGAGGCGUUGCCAAGACCACCGAUACUGAGGGUCAGGCUCAUCAGAUCUCUUUCGCGGACUUUGUGGAACAGGUGUUGCAGCUCCAAAAGAGCAACACCGCUACGGUGAAGGACAUGGUCAACCUGCGCUGGUGGUUGUCGCAGUCUCUGGGCAGGAAGCUUGAGGCCACCGUCGACAAGGUCAUGGCACAUCACCUCGGGCACCCGAUGCGCAAAAUCGCAUCAAGCAGCGUUGCAUCCCGGCGGCAGGUCUCGAAGGCCUGA
Messenger RNA from Symbiodinium sp. CCMP2592, 1794 nucleotides. NCBI's taxonomy places the organism in Eukaryota, Dinophyceae, Suessiales, Symbiodiniaceae. The record is from the annotation of a GenBank genome assembly.